This is a messenger RNA of Rhinichthys klamathensis goyatoka, 1678 nucleotides long. RefSeq names its product mitochondrial carrier homolog 2 (gene mtch2). The record is from RefSeq and is a predicted model, not a curated record. Lineage: Eukaryota; Metazoa; Chordata; Actinopteri; Cypriniformes; Leuciscidae. The transcript is spliced from 13 exons. Gene Ontology annotation, cellular component: membrane; mitochondrion. The coding region runs from base 58 to 960 and encodes 300 amino acids. Gene Ontology annotation, biological process: positive regulation of apoptotic process.
CCAACGCUCAAGGCCCAACCUCUGUCAAGGAGGGGGACGUUUCGGAUUGUCUUGGUAAUGGCGGACACAUGUGGCCAAGUCCUCCUUGGGUCUGGACUGACAGUCCUUUCCCACCCUCUUAUGUACAUCAAGGUUUUAGUUCAGGUUGGACAUGAACCUCUUCCUCCUACUCUAGGCAGGAAUAUGUUUGGUCGACAAGUGUACCAGCUUCCAGGGCUCUUUGCAUAUGCCAAACACAUCAUCAAAAUCGAUGGGAAAUCAGGCCUGUUUAAGGGUCUCGCUCCAAGGCUUUGUGCUGGGACCAUUGGCACCAUUGUCCACAGUAAAGUCUUGCAGAAGUGCCAGGAGGAAAAAAUUGAGAUGGUGAAAAGCAGCCAGAAAGCAGAGGAUGGUUCUCUGCAACAUGUAGUAAAUGAGACCACUAAAGAGAUGAUUGCACGCUCAUGUGCUACAAUUGUCACGCACCCUUUACAUGUGAUCACUCUCAGAUGCAUGGUCCAAUUUAUUGGUAGAGAAGCCAAAUACAGUGGCGUCUUUGACUCCAUAGUUACCAUCUACAGGGAAGAGGGAAUGCUGGGUUUUUUUGCUGGCCUCAUUCCUCGUUUACUGGGUGAUGCUCUUUCCCUGUGGAUCUGCAACAUGCUUGCUCACUUCAUAAACACAUACACUAUAGAUGACUCGACGAGUCAUACAGGAGAGAUCAAGAACUGCUCUCAAGCUGUGACCGGGUUUUUUGCAAGUAUGCUGACGUAUCCAUUUGUAUUGGUGUCCAACCUGAUGGCAGUAAAUAACUGUGGGCUGGCUGGAGGUCUGCCACCUUAUGCUGCCAUUUAUCCCAACUGGCUCCACUGCUGGGGUCACCUGAGCCGAGAGGGCAACAUGAGCAGAGGCAACAGUCUGUUCUUCAGGAAGUUGCCUGCCGGGAAGAUGUAUGCCAUUGAGCAGAAGAGAUUUUUUUGAAUGAGAAGCUAUCAGCAUAGUCUAUAAUUAUGAUAAUAUAAUUGAGAUGACCCACAAAGUUGGACUCCAAAUCCUUCGUAUGCACUUGUUUAAGACGACAAACUUUUUUUGAUAAUCAGUCUGCAUCAGCCUCCAGGAUUAUUACUGUUAAUUUUAUCAGUACCUUUUCACUACAUUGUGAUUUGCAUUGAUUUGAAAACAUGAAGAGCUUUAUUUUAAUACCCAGGGAUUUGUAUACAUAACCAAGUAAAAUAAAUCGCAGUAUAAUUUCAGCGACGCACUUGAGGGCGCUCUUGAUUAUCUGUGCCCCUUAGAACUGUUUUAUUUUUUUGCUCGACCAUAAUGCUCGUCAGUAAUUAUAGAUCUGUGUUUGUCUCUACUGGUUCAUGCACUGACUGACUGACAGACAAGAAAUUAUCUGUCCUGUUAAUAACAGACUUACUUGUGUUUAUGUGAGAGGAAGUUUAUGCAACACUUUGAGCCACUGUAUUGUCUACCUGAUGUGUUUAGCAUAACUUUGCUGAGCUUGACCGUCACCUUGGUAAUUUUGACACAUAAGCCUCUGUGGCUUCAUAUCAGUGAGUGAGUUUUGGACAGUGUUUGGUGUGGAUGUCGACUUCCACCCACAUCUCCAUCAGAGCUUCAUUCCAGUCAGAAACAGUUGAAAUUUUUAUUUCUAACGACAUUCAAAUGGACCCAAAUAAAUGUGAGAAUGCUU